ACAAAAAAUAGGUAAGAAUUGUUCCGUCAUUCAUCGUUAUAAAUUGAUCAUUUUAUUAUUAAUUUGACACAGGGGCCACAGGAGGGGCCAAGGGCUUCUUCACAGGGGCAGUGGCCCCUGGAGGCCCCCUGUGUAGAACCGCCACUGCUUAUAGUCAGAGCUUAUCAAGUGUCCAUCUUUGCCUUUAGGUGGGAUUAUCAUGUGUGUGUCUCGGCUGGUUUUGCUGCUCGGGCUGCUUCUCUGUGUGGGGGCUCAGCUGUCCCACGCCCAGCACUGGUCCCAUGGCUGGUACCCUGGAGGCAAGAGGGAGCUGGACUCCUUCAGCACGUCAGAGAUUUCAGAGGAGAUAAAACUGUGUGAGGCAGGAGAAUGCAGCUACUUGAGACCCCAGAGGAGGAGUGUUCUGAGAAACAUCAUUUUGGAUGCAUUAGCCAGAGAUCUCCAGAAGAGAAAGUGACAGCCUUCCACCCUACUCUGCUUUUCUACCUAGUGACCCUCUUCGUCAGUGUCUUUGACUUGACCUGAAACAACUUUCUGUUCUGUUAAUCCCUCCAUCUAGUCUAUUUGUUAUAUAUAUUAAUUGUUUUCCAGCAUUACAUGGAUUUUCCCUGUGGCAAACAAAUGUUAAAACUGUAAUGUGCCAAAAUAAAGUAUCUAUUUUGAUAUGAA
Centropristis striata (black sea bass) is the source of this 669-nucleotide messenger RNA. RefSeq names its product gonadotropin-releasing hormone 2 (gene gnrh2). Gene Ontology annotation, cellular component: extracellular region. The record is from RefSeq and is a predicted model, not a curated record. Gene Ontology annotation, biological process: multicellular organism development. The coding region runs from base 200 to 457 and encodes 85 amino acids. Gene Ontology annotation, molecular function: hormone activity. The transcript has 3 exons. NCBI's taxonomy places the organism in Eukaryota, Metazoa, Chordata, Actinopteri, Perciformes, Serranidae.